Desarmillaria tabescens is the source of this 1138-nucleotide messenger RNA. Its product is annotated as Alpha/Beta hydrolase protein. The coding region runs from base 26 to 1030 and encodes 334 amino acids. Gene Ontology annotation, molecular function: palmitoyl-(protein) hydrolase activity. Gene Ontology annotation, cellular component: membrane. NCBI's taxonomy places the organism in Eukaryota, Fungi, Basidiomycota, Agaricomycetes, Agaricales, Physalacriaceae. The transcript has 9 exons. The record is from RefSeq and is a predicted model, not a curated record.
UUCUAUCAUCACGGUAAUAUUCAUAAUGUCGGGAUUCUUGCCGUCUGCUGAAACCUUCGCAAAGGGGGCAUUCGCUACCGCAGCGACGGUAACAGCAACGGCGGCAGCGCUGCUGUACUACGGGCAGAAUUAUCUCAUCUAUCCGUCGGCGUACAUUAGUCUCGGUCCAGAAGCGGAUAUUGUAGAGUCCCCAAGUUCGUUCGGACUACACUACGAGGAUGUUGACUUGAAGACAUCUGACGGGGUCACCUUGCGUUGCUACCUCCUCCCGCAGAAGAAGGAACUCCCACGGCCAACACGCUUCUCGACGAUACCCAUUACACCGCUCAAUUAUUCGGAGACGGAGACGGAUGAGGAGUUUAUGGCCCGUCGGCCAACGGUAAUCAUGUUUCACGGGAAUGGCGGCAACUUGGGACACAGAAUACCGCUGGGGAUGAUGUUUCAACUCCUUAUGCGGUGUAAUGUCUUGAUGGUCUCGUAUCGUGGGUAUGGAAAAUCCGAUGGCUCACCCUCAGAGAAAGGCUUCCAGAAAGACGCACAAGCCGCAUUGGAUUACCUUACGUCUGACCCCCGGUUUUCGAAGACGCGAAUUUUCGUAUACGGGCAAUCCAUCGGCGGAGCUGUAGCUAUCGACCUCGUCAGCCGGAACCCAAGCAAGAUCUUCGCUCUUAUUCUGGAAAACACCUUUACCUCUCUCCCUGAACUGGUCCCGCACGUCCUACCCAUCCUCGGCCCGUUCACAUUUUUGUGUCACCAAAAGUGGAAUUCGGCUUCGAAGGUCCCGCUGAUUCCGGCGAGGACGCCUGUGCUGCUGUUAAGCGGAUCUGCGGAUACACUGGUCCCUCCAGAGCAUAUGCGAGCGUUGAGGGAGUUGAUGCGCAAGCGGGGAGAGGACGAGGUGUCUAGAUGGGAGGAGUUCCCUGGUGGUCAGCAUAAUGAUACUUCGGCACAGCGCGGGUACUGGCAUGCCGUUGAUGAUUUCGUAACGAGCCUUGUUCUCGCUUCUGAAAAGGAGAAGGCUCCAUUGUAGAAUGGGUGUUUAAAUGUAAUGUACUACUUGGUUCUUGCUGUUAUUGUAAUUUAGUUCGUUAUGGAGGAGCUCCCAGGCGGGAAGGUAACUAUGCUGUUACAUGAGAAG